Salpingoeca rosetta is the source of this 5383-nucleotide messenger RNA. RefSeq lists its product as uncharacterized. The transcript has 20 exons. Gene Ontology annotation, molecular function: cysteine-type deubiquitinase activity; calcium ion binding. The record is from RefSeq and is a predicted model, not a curated record. Bases 26 to 5383 code for a protein of 1785 amino acids. NCBI's taxonomy places the organism in Eukaryota, Choanoflagellata, Craspedida, Salpingoecidae. Gene Ontology annotation, biological process: protein deubiquitination.
CCGUGACAUCGGCUGGACGACGACGAUGACGAUGAUGAGCGUUGUUGGGGUCAGCAGGAGCUCUGUUGGUGCAGGUGUGUGUGUUGGCGUUGUUGUGCUGGUUGCGGUUGUUGCUGCCGUGGUGAGCGGCGAUGCUGGUGCUGGUAGUGGAGGCAUUGAGGUGCCUGAGCUGCACGUGGAGAAUGGAUCCGUGUACCUCGAUGUGAACGCAGAUCGGGGUGUGUGGGUGCGGCGUUUCAACUCGGAUGGCAGCCACAACCAGAGUUUUGCGCUGACAGACCUGACGCCACAGUUGCUGUCCGUGAUUUCGCAGCAACAGGAGACGAUCCAGCAGCUUUCGAGUGCCAUUGACCAGCUCAACUCCACCAAGGUGUCGUUCCAUCAGCUGGAAAUUGACCUUGAUGCUGUCACCACCAACAUCGACUUUGCACGCCAAGCAGCCGAGAUGAACGCUGCCAACGAGCGCAGCACUUUGAGCACAGCCAUCGCUUCUUCCACCAGCACAACCGUGGCAUCUCUCAGCACGGCUGUAGAUAUGGCGCUUGACACGAAAGCAAACACGCGGGAAGUGGAGAACAAUCUCGGCGACGUUGUUGAGCACGUGACAAACCUUGAGGAAGCAGUCCUUGAUCUGCAACACACCACCGGCAACCACACCGACGACAUUGAGGCCCUUCUCGAGUGCAUGCGGCGUGGCCUUGUGCACGAUGAUGUGACGGGGAGGUGCGUGCCUGCCUUCCGACACGACGACUGCUCGGCGCACAUCGAUCCCGCGGGCAUGAGCGUCGACUGCACCAACGGCCCCAUCUUCGACUCUGUGUGCACGCUCGUGUGCCCAAGCGGCUAUGAUGGUGGCGGCAAGUUCCGCUGCAACCUCACAGAGGGGUGGGAGCCGUAUGAGGAAGGCGCGUCGCUGUGUCGUGACGUCGAUGAGUGUUCGCUGACACCGUCGCCCUGUAUGGGCACGUGCACCAACACCAUCGGCUCCUUCGAGUGCUCCUGUCCUGGUGGUGAACUCGCUCCCAACGGCCGCGACUGCACACAAACAACGGCCAUUCCCAGAGCAAGUCACUGGGACAACCAGGUGUAUGAUCAGAACACAUACAUGAACGACAUCAUCGUCACACAGAACGGCGACAAUGCCGGUGCUUCCUAUCACGGCCGCAGCAUGGGCACGGAGAUCAUCCCCAUUGACCAGCACCGCGUUCUCUACUGCCUGAGCAUGGGCAAGAGCCGCGGUACGGACUACGUGACGCUGCAGGUGUACGGGUACCUGACAGGCGAAGGCAUCAUCUCCACAUCCCAGAUCAGGAAUGCGCGCAUUGCAAGCAGCGGCGGGUUUUCGCAGCACAGCUUUGGCAAGCCCGAGUUCGUCCCAAGCCACGCUUACGCCAUCUUGGGCGCUGUGACGACGUUCGCCUCCACGCGUCGCGAUCACUACUCUGUUUCCAUUGGCCGGUCCUUCAACCCGACAUACAACUCAUGGGACAAUGAGCCGUUUUCCACUUCAACAGACAGCGCCGCUUUUGCAAACUAUGUGCAUCUGACGCACAAUGGGGAUGCGAGCGGGAUGGACGACUACUACGGAAUGUCGCACGGUUCUGUGCUCUUUCCGACACUCAGCGGCGGUGGAUUUAAGGUGCUGAACAAUCAAGGCUGGAACGGCGGUGGGACAUCGUAUUUCACGCUCCAGGUGAACGGGUAUGUGCCUGGUGGCGGGUACUCCAACAUCAAGUUCUUUGAUCCGAGCGAUGUGAAGCGGCUCAAGUUCACCGUGACCAACGCGCCAGUCAAGCACACGGACAUCACACCCCCGGAUACGGUGCCGUCGACGGCAAAGGCGCUCAUCACGCUGCUGUACACGUACCAGGACCGCUCGAAUCUGGAGCAUAUGGUGCACUCGUUUGGCCGCAGCGCGUCGCAUCGCACAGAUCCCUGGGACAACGUGGUAUAUGCGGCAAACACAUAUCUCAACGACAUCCUCAUCACACACGAGGGUGCGCCUUCCGCCACGUGGUACUACGGAUUCUACCACCCGACCCAAGUCAUCCCACUCAAGGAGAAUGGGCAAUUCGAGGCCUACCUUGGCAUGGACAAAUCCGGCACGCAGACACACUACAUCACCAUGUUUGUCCACUAUGAUUACAAGACGUGGAGCGCCACGUUUGCUGCCGUGAAAGAUCCAGAGACCAUGAGCAGCUCCAACUACUACGACACACGCCCGAGUUUGGCAAGGCCAAUCAACAACACCAGUUCCCACACAGCAGCAGCGCCACCCACGCGCCUGUAUCCCUUGCAUCGUAACACUAGCAGCCACGCCAGCAUCCACAACGCCUCAACCACCCGCGGUAGCAGCAGCAGCAAGACGCGAAUCACCGCACAUUCAGGGACAUACCUCGCCACCAACACAUCCCCUUUGCUUCGGCAACGAAGCUCGACCACCACCCGUACAAGCAGCCCGCAAUCGCACGUCGUUGGACGAGCCUCUGCACUACCGACAGGGCGGCACCAGCUCACAUCCAUCUUGCCUUCCAAGGGUGCGGGGAGCCGACCUUCGUAUCGCGUGCCAUCCCAAGCAUCGCCGCCCUCCACAUCAUCUCUGUCGUCUUCGGCCUCGAGACACCGCCUUGCAAGCCACACGCGAAACGCUGCACCACCAGCGCCAGCGUCAACAGCCAUAAAGGGCCGCCCAACAUCGCCAUUGGGUCGCAGUGUGAGCAGAACGACAGCAACAGCUACAGCGUCAGCUACAGCUUCAACUGCAGCUACGCUUGCGACGGCUACAGCUGCGGGUGGUUCUUCAAACACAAACACAACCACCGCAUCCUUGCCCUCCUCAUCUUCAUCAUCCAUACACCACCAACCGUCAUUGCCACACCAUUCACAACAACAACAACAACAGCAGCAGCAGCAGCAGCACCACUACGACCAACAACAGCACCACGAUGAUGGUGGUGUAUCUGCGGCGGGGCCCGGCCUCAACACAGCCCCCGUCCGCGGGCUGCGCAACAUCGGCAACACGUGCUAUCUCAACUCCAUCCUGCAAUGCCUGGCGCACUGCCAGCCAUUCCAUGCCGCCGUGGCGUCAGCAGCAUCGCCAGCAAAGGACGACGACGCAUGCGGCAGCUCAAUGCACUGUGGAAGAGGCAUGACGAAGUAUUCACUCGGCACGAAGCCAACAACAACGGCCAUCACCAACAGCCCUGCGCGCGUGCUGGUGAAGGAAAUCAAAGGUCUGCUUGCUGACAUGUGGGCUGAUGCAUCACGCAGCGAUGCACACCUGUCACCAUCAUCGUCCUCGUCGUCAGCAUCCCCGCAAUCACAGCAAUCACGGCAUGCGAAUGCCUACUACAACUACAACAACAACAGCAGCAGCAGCAGCAACAACAAUAGUAUGGGCAGGCGGCAUGCAUCACAGCGUCGCACAAGCUCCUUCUCCACAGCCAUUGCGCCCACGCGCAUCAAGUCGCAUCUUGGACGCGUCAACCCGGAGUUUGCCGGAUUCCGACAGCAGGACGCACACGAGGCGCUCCAGUACUUGAUCAACGCACUGCAUGAUGACAUCAACUGCCCGUCGCUUCUUGUGCCGCAGCUGUCAGCUGUGGGGCGUUGUCGCGGCAGUGAUGAUGGUGAUGGUGAUGAUGAUGUUGAUGAUGAUGGUGGGCUGGGCUCUGCUGACGAUGCUGAGGGUGAUGACGAUGGUGAUGUGUUUGACGGUGACAGCAACGUGGAGCACUACUCCAUGACUGCCCCCACACCGUCCAAUGGGGAAGAUGGAAGCAGAAACAACAAAACGCAGCGCUUGGCACUGACACAGCCGCUGCCUGCAGGCAACACGUUGUCACGUGCAGGCGCACAGAAAGCAAAGCGUGAUGGCCGGCCCACAUCCAACACGAGGCGGCAGGCUGGCCCGCGGUUUCGGGUGCAGCGGUGGCUGUCCGGUCGACGCGAACGGCACUCCGCAGAACCGCACAGAGACCCGCGCCAGCACCAACGCGAACCACGACACCCAUCCGCCCCACCACUGGCGACAAUGGCAACAGCAGCAGCGGCGUCACGUGACGAUGACGAGGUCGAUGUGGGUGUAAGCAUUGAUGGCGACGGUGCCCCUACAUCGCCAUCACCACCACUACCACCGUCAUCAACAUCAACAAUGUCAGCGUCAGCGUCACGGCCACGGCCAACAACACGACGCAAAGCGGCUUCAACGGGCACAGGGUCGGAUACGAAGCAGGGCAGCAUCUCGCGACUGCGGGCCGUACAGCGACUGCUGCCCCGUCGGUCGCGCCCAACGUCGCACUCAACGUCGGCAGCACACGCGCCAGCACGGACAGCAGCAGCAGCAGCAGCAGCAGGUGUGCUGGCAUCAGGGAACAAGGCAGGUGCUGUUGGUGGCAGUGGUGGUGGUGAGCGGAAGCGACAGCGUUCACAAUCGAGGACGCCAUCGGGCGGCGCAGGUGCGAGUAUGGGUAUAACCCAUCACAGCACCCAUCAUCCUCAUCGAAGCGACGGAGAGAGUGGCAGAAGGAAUGCCAUCAUGCCCACAACACAGCUAACCACGCUGGAGCAACGUCGCGCGUAUGUGAAAGAGCUGAGGGCGCUGAUGGAGGCUGAGACGCGCCCGACAGCCAAGUUCCGCAUGUGCCAGCAGCUGGCCGACGUGUUUGACCGCAGCAGCGUGUACGAUGCCUUGCGCGGGUGGCUGCGGGUGCGCCGUCAAUGCCUCGUGUGCAACCACACGGAGGUGCUGUUUGAGCACUUUCUCAACCUCUCCCUGCCGAUUGUCGCCAACGCGCGCGCGCAGCACACGUACCGCCCCGUUAGUCGACGCCGUGUGCGUGGUGACGACGGCAACAGUGGUGGCGGUGGGGUGACGCUGCCUCCUUUGCACGACCGCCCCCUCAGCUACAAACCAUCCACUUCAUCUCAGCCGUCCUUGCUCGAUUGCUUUGCGGCGUUCACGGCCACAGAGGAGUUGACGGGCGACAACAAGAUCAGGUGUGAGCGGUGCAGGUGCAACCAGCCAUCAGCACGAAGCUUUUCACUUCACCGACUCCCUCCCAUCCUCAUCGUCCAUCUCAAACGCUUCGAGUUCAUUCAGCACCGAAGUCGCAAGAUUGACUCACCUGUUCAUAUCCCUUUUACCCUGGACCUCGCCCCUUUUGCUUCAGAGAGCGGUGAGGGCCACGAAUAUGAGCUGUGCGCCGCCACCAUGCAUGCAGGGUCCGUGCAUGGUGGACACUACACAGCACUGUGUCGCCACCCGGUCAGCAAACAGUGGUUCAACUGCAACGAUGCCUCCAUCUCCACCAUCGACACCCCGUCCCCGUCUCGCCUUCAACACGCCUACCUCCUCUUCUACCACCGCAGCAGGAGCAUGUGA